This is a messenger RNA of Pyrus x bretschneideri (Chinese white pear), 1620 nucleotides long. RefSeq names its product UDP-glycosyltransferase 88A1-like. The coding region runs from base 47 to 1474 and encodes 475 amino acids. NCBI's taxonomy places the organism in Eukaryota, Viridiplantae, Streptophyta, Magnoliopsida, Rosales, Rosaceae. Gene Ontology annotation, molecular function: UDP-glycosyltransferase activity. The record is from RefSeq and is a predicted model, not a curated record. The transcript has a single exon.
GUGAUAAGGGAGCGCAGCUGCAAAACCCUCACAGAGACUGAGAGCAAUGGAGGAAGUAGCUAUCGUUUUAUAUCCAUCACCGCCGAUUGGCCACUUGGUCUCCAUGGUAGAGCUAGGCAAGCUCAUACUCACCCACCACCCUUCUCUGUGCAUCCACAUCCUCAUCACCACCCCGCCCUACCGGGCCGACGACACCGCCUCAUACAUCACCUCCGUCUCCGCUACCAUCCCUUCCAUCAUCUUCCACCACCUCCCCACCAUCUCUCUCCCUCCCUCCCUCGCCUCCUCCCCCAACCACGAAACCCUAACCUUCGAAGUCCUACGCCUCAACAACCCUUACGUCCACCAAGCCCUCCUCUCCAUCUCCCACAACUUCUCCAUCAAAGCUUUUGUCAUGGACUUCUUCUGCGCUCUCGGGCUCUCCGUUGCCACGGACCUGAGCAUCCCCAGCUACAUCUUCUACACAUCCGGCGCCGCCACCCUCGCCAGCUUCCUUUACUUCCCCACCAUUCACAACAAUACUGACAAAAGCCUCAAAGACCUAAAUACCCUAAUCAACAUUCCAGGAGUCCCGCCGAUUCCUUCCUCCGAUAUGCCGAAACCGAUUCUUGAACGAAACGACAAGGCGUACGAACAUUUCCUAGAAAACUCAAAGCAGUUCCCCAAAUCCGCUGGGAUUAUCAUAAACACGUUCGAAUCUCUCGAACCUAGAGCUCUCAAAGCAAUAUCGGACGGUCUGUGCUUGCCCGAGGACGUUCCCACGCCGCCGAUCUAUCCCAUUGGACCGCUGAUUGUUUCCCACGGCGGUGGAGGCCGCGAGGUCGAGUGUUUGAAAUGGCUGGACUCACAGCCAAGUGGAAGCGUGGUGUUCCUCUGUUUUGGGAGCUUGGGAUUGUUUUCAAAGGAGCAGUUGAAGGAAAUUGCAAUGGGUUUGGAGAAUAGCGGGCAGAGAUUUUUGUGGGUGGUCCGUAAUCCGCCAGCCCAAAAUCAAAUUGGGGUGGCCAUUACGGAUCAGUCCGAUCCAGAAUUGAAAUCUUUGCUUUCCGAUGGAUUCUUGGAUCGGACCAAAGAUCGCGGUCUCGUGGUCAAGACGUGGGCCCCGCAAGUGGCGGUGUUGAAUCACGACUCGGUGGGUGGGUUUGUGAGUCAUUGCGGAUGGAACUCGGUGUUGGAAUCGGUGUGUGCUGGGGUGCCGAUGGUGGCUUGGCCACUCUACGCCGAGCAGAGAUUCAACCGGGUGGUUUUGGUGGAGGAGAUUAAAAUUGCAUUGCCAAUGAACGAGUCGGAAGACGGGUUUGUGAGUGCGGCAGAGGUGGAGAAGCGAGUUAUCGAGUUGAUGGACUCGUCCGAGGGCGAGUCGAUUAGGAAGCGUACGAAGGCUUUUCAGAACGAAGCCCAUGCAGCGUUGGAUGAGGGCGGGUCGUCUCGGGUUGCAUUGACUAAACUACUUGAACUAUGGAGCCAAACCGGUUAGAGUCCGACCGGGUUUAUGACUUUGUAAUUCCGGCCAUGAUUUUCUUCUUGUUCAAUUUUAUUAACGGAAUCUUCAAUUACAAAUUAUCAAUAAGAUUCAUGUCAAUAAUUACAACGAUUAAUAGUAUUUCCGACAAUGAUUUUCCA